UUAAAAUUUGAAUUCUGAAACAACAGUUUAAACUGAGUGUGAAUUGUGUGAUUAGAAAAAAUUUCAAAAACAGUUUGUGGUGUAAAAUAAAAAAGGAUACACAAUGGCUAACUUAAGUCGGCAAGGAUUAUGCAUAUUUUUUGGACUUCUAUUAGCGCACUUUCCAAUUAAUAUCGUCACAGGACAACAACAACAACAAAUUAACUACGCCAUACAAUCUUUCCGUAUUACCCCCCACGAUGUACACAUCCUCGAAGGUACCGACACCCUGCUACGUUGUGAAAUAUCCAACCGAGUCGGAAAAGUUCAAUGGACAAAAGACGGAUUUGCAUUGGGAUUUUCCACCAUCAUCCCCGGUUAUCCACGAUAUUCGGUUAUUGGUGAUUUUAAUCAAGGAGUCUACAAUUUACAAAUAUCGAAUACAACUUUGGAGGACGAUGCUGAAUAUCAAUGUCAAGUUGGCCCAGCAAAAGGUAAUCCAGCUAUACGGGCCAAUGCAAAGCUCAAUAUAAUCGCUGCGCCCACAUCAAUUCAAUUAGAUGGUUAUGGUUCAAAUUCUCGAGUUGAGGUUAUUGAAAAGCAAAAUUUGACUUUGAAGUGCAUAGUGGAAAAUGCCAAACCUGCCGCUGAAAUUGUUUGGUAUCGAGGAAAUAUCGAAUAUAAUAGUGCUUAUGAACCGGAAGUGCAAGUGAAAGAAACACAAUUGAAAACUUUUACCACCACUUCGACAAUUACCAUUCGUCCAAGUGCCGACGAUGACUACAAGGAUUUUUCCUGUCAAGCAAAACACCGCGCUCUACCCCCAGAUGUCCCGAUGCGUGCCAAUAUUCAUCUAUCUGUUCUGUAUCCUCCAGGGGCACCAUUUUUCGAAGGCUAUUCCACUGGGGAAAACUUGAGACGAGGACAAAAUGUCGAAAUUGCUUGUCGCAGUCGAGGUGGCAAUCCGCCUGCCCAAUUGUUGUGGUAUAAAAAUGGCCAGCCAAUUGUUUCACCACAAAAGAACAUGGGACGUCUAUCGGAGAAUGUCUAUAAAUUUGUAGCCGACUCAAGUGACAAUGGAGCGAAAUUAAGUUGUGAGGCGAAAAAUAUUCUUUCGGAAAAGGCCCUAAAGGCCGAUCUUGAACUGUCUGUGACAUUUUCUCCAGCUGAAGUGACUAUUUCGGGUCCCACAGAAGCCUUAGCCGAACAAACGGUUCAGCUAUCGUGCUCUUCUGCACCAUCGAAUCCAAUUGCAGAGGUAAGUUGGAGUGUAGAUGGACAGCAAAUGAAUGCCACCAAUUCGAAAAGCCAACAAAGCCCUGAAGGUGGUUGGAUAACAGUAUCAAACUUAUCAGUGACCAUUGGCUCAAAUAAAAGAUUCCUGGUUGCCGUGUGUCAUGGAUUUAAUGCAGCCUUGACAGAAGCAGUGGUGGCAACGCAUACAAUAAAUAUUUUGCAUCCACCAUCAGCCCCAUCACUAACAGGAUACACCGAAGGCCAAAUAAUCGUCGCCGGAUCAAUUCAAAAGCUCACCUGUGCGUCAUCUGGUGGCAAUCCACCGCCAUCCUUAAUUUGGUAUAAAAAUGAUAAAAAGUUAAACUCUGCAUCUAAAUUGAAUGGAAAUACAGUUAUCUCCGAAUUGACAAUAUUGGCUAACGCAUCAGAUAACCAAGCUCGUUACAAAUGUCACGUAGAAAGCCCAGCUAGUGAUAUUCCAUUAUUUGAAGAGAAAACCUUACAAGUUUACUUUCCACCUGAAACCGUCAAAAUCCGAAUCGAACCAAAAGAUCUCCAUCCGGGAACAACAGCCAAAUUGAUUUGUGACUCCAGUUCUAGCAAUCCCCCAGCAAUGGUGUCCUGGUGGAAGGAUGGAAUACCUGUUAAUGGAGCAAAUCCUUCAAAUCGUUCCGGUUUAUGGGGUGGCGCAGUGUCGACGCUGGAAUUAUUCAUUAAUAUCACACAAGAGAUGCACGACUCGAUAUACACCUGCCAGAGUAUAAAUGAAGCAUUGCAGCGUAGCGUGCAUGAAACAAUUUCCCUGGACAUUUUAUAUCCUCCUAAAUUUGCCACAUCUCAGCCAGUGACAUUUACGGGGGUGGAAGGCGAACCACUACAAAUCCCAUUAGUGGCAACUGCUAAUCCAAUGACAAUGUCAUUCACCUGGACUAAGGAUGGCUUUCCGAUUUCAUCGAACAACAACAGAAUUGCUAGCAAUAGCAAUGAGAGAAUUCUUGCGGAAGGACCUGUUCUAAACAUAAUCAAAUUGGAGAGAACCGAUGCCGGCAGAUAUACCUGCGAAGCUAUGAACUCACAGGGAACAACGACAAUGGGUGUCCAUGUGAUUGUCGAAUAUGCACCAGACAUCGAAUCAAUAUCGGAUGGAAACAUUUUUGCUCCCGGACAGGAUGCAGUACUUUCGUGUUCGAUUAAUGGCAAACCAUUAACCGAAGACCAUGUCAGAUGGGAGAGAUCUGGCUACGAUAUGGCUACUCGAACUACGGCAGCUUUCGUCAACGGAACCUCGUAUUUGCACAUCAAAAAUGUCCAACACUCUGACGUUGGCAACUUUACGUGCAUGGUUGACAAUCAGAGGGGUGCUAUGGCACAGCGGGAUGUCCUACUAAUUGUUGAAUCUGCUCCAAAAGUCGAUAAAUUUCCGUCAGCAACGCGGUUUGCGGCAGGUUUAGGCGAACGUGGUAUACUGCAAUGUACGGCUCAAGGUGCUCCAGCACCCAUGUUCGUUUGGCGGAAAAACGGCAAAGAAAUUAAGAUGUAUCGCCGGAACAAGUUUAGGAGUGAAGAAUUUCAAAUUGACAAACUAUCAUCUGGAUCAAGGUUGUUUAUUGAGUCGGUGCUGAACGACGAUUACGGUGUGUACGAAUGUGUGGCAAAGAACAUGCAUGGCGAGUCAAGUGCUGCAAUACAGUUGAACAAGCCAUCGCGACCCGAAAGUCCUCAGAAGUUGAUGAUUAAUAACGUGACCGAUAAUAGUGUUGUGCUAUCAUGGAUUGCUGGUUUCGAUGGUGGUUUGCCUGUUUACUAUCGCAUACGAUAUAGGCAAUUGGAUGAGGAUAAAUACAAGUACGUUGAAGCUAGACCAAAUUUCCUAAACGCUACCAUCUCUGGACUUCAAUCGAAUACGGUUUAUGUCUUUUCGGUUAUGGCUGCCAAUGAAGCUGGUGGAUCAAAGUUCUUGCCAGAUAUGAAAGUCACUAUUUCUGUUAAUAAAUCAGAAGCUAUUACGGCAACAGAAACUACGGAGAAAAGUGAAAUGCCCAAUUUGGUUAUCAUUGGUAUUACGUCGGCAGCAAUGAUUUUGCUUAUCUUGAAUGCUGCAUUGGUGGCAUGGUUUGUGAUUAGACGACAGAAUAAGGAUUCAUCGGAAAGUGAACAUCAGACGGAUGAUGCAUAUUCAAAGGAUGACAACCAGUCGGAUUAUAAGGGUGAAAAUCACAAAAAAGCUGCCUCAACAUAUUUAGUAGAAAAUGUGGACAUCAUUCAAUCAGCAUCAUUUCCACCAAAAUAUCAAGAGAGUUCUUUAAGUUCUCCCCCCUACACCAUUAAUGCAGAUUAUACCAAAACACUGCCAAAUCCAAAGCGUCAUGCUAAGAUUAUGAAUGACAAUCGAUCAAAGGAUGAUCACAUGUUGGUGUCCAAUGGAUUAUAUAUUCCUUCGCCAUCACCAGCUUCGUCAUUGGUCAUCAAAGGGAGUUAUAUCUCUUCGCCGUCACCGGCGCCACCGCCUGAUGGAUCAUAUUUUAACAUGAGCGAUAAAUACUUAUCGUAUCCACCAGUGGUUUAUUAAAAUAAUUAUGUCAGAACCACAAAAUAAACGUUUAAACAAAGGGUGUCAUGCGAAUGAGCAUUUUAAUUUGAAGAAGAGACUGACAAACACAAAUAAAAAAAAAAACGAAAAAGAAAAUUGCCCUUGGAUGCACAGAUUCAGAGAAGAUUUAAUAAAAAAAAA
This is a messenger RNA of Episyrphus balteatus (marmalade hoverfly), 3946 nucleotides long. Its product is annotated as nephrin. Gene Ontology annotation, molecular function: cell adhesion molecule binding. The transcript is spliced from 19 exons. The record is from RefSeq and is a predicted model, not a curated record. Bases 104 to 3784 code for a protein of 1226 amino acids. Gene Ontology annotation, cellular component: cell-cell junction. NCBI's taxonomy places the organism in Eukaryota, Metazoa, Arthropoda, Insecta, Diptera, Syrphidae. Gene Ontology annotation, biological process: cell-cell adhesion.